Trichoplusia ni (cabbage looper) is the source of this 3211-nucleotide messenger RNA. RefSeq names its product DNA replication licensing factor Mcm3 (gene Mcm3). The coding region runs from base 110 to 2518 and encodes 802 amino acids. Gene Ontology annotation, biological process: DNA strand elongation involved in DNA replication; mitotic DNA replication initiation; DNA replication. Lineage: Eukaryota; Metazoa; Arthropoda; Insecta; Lepidoptera; Noctuidae. The transcript is spliced from 13 exons. The record is from RefSeq and is a predicted model, not a curated record. Gene Ontology annotation, cellular component: nucleus; MCM complex. Gene Ontology annotation, molecular function: single-stranded DNA helicase activity; ATP binding; single-stranded DNA binding.
CUGAGUAUAUUUGGCGCCAAAUAUCUAGCUGUCAAACAAAGUGUUGUGUGGAGUGUAAGACCGUUGUUUAGUUAUUUGUUAAUAGAAUUAUCAAAUUUAAACAGAGAAAAUGGAAGACGGAGACUUCGAUCAACGUUUAAGAGAUUUGCAAAGAGAAUACUUAGAAUUCUUAGACGAUGAGGAAGACCAAGGCAUUUACAUGGAGAAAGUUAAACAAAUGAUAGCUGAUAAGUCACAGCGUUUAAUUGUAAAUGUUAAUGAUUUAAGACGUAAAAAUCCAGAGCGUGCUCGCACUUUACUUGACAACGCUUUUGAGGAACAAAUUGCGUUUCAAAAAGCCUUAAAAGAAUACGUCUCGUCGAUAGACCCCACGUACGCAAAGGUUCAGGAAGAGUUUUUUGUGGCAUUCUGCGGCAGUUUUGGUAACAAACAUGUUACACCAAGGAGUUUGACGUCUCGGUACCUAGGUAACUUAAUAUGUGUGGAAGGCAUAGUGACCCGUGUAUCACUGGUGAGACCAAAGGUGGUCCGCAGUGUGCACUACUGUCCUACCACCAAGAAGGUCAUGGAGAGAAAAUAUACUGACCUCACCUCCUUUGAAGCCUUCCCUACUUCUGCUAUAUAUCCUACUAAGGAUGACGAAGGCAAUCCUUUAGAGACAGAAUAUGGGCUCUCCCGCUACAAAGACCACCAGACCCUCACAGUGCAGGAGAUGCCAGAGCGGGCCCCUGCAGGACAGCUUCCCCGCAGUGUGGACAUCAUAUGUGAUGAUGAUCUAGUUGAUAAGUGCAAGCCGGGAGACAGAGUACAGAUUGUGGGCAACUACAGGUGCCUGCCUAGUAAGCAGGGAAGCUUCACUGCUGGCACAUUCAGAACAAUACUCAUAGCCAACAAUGUAACUCAGAUCAACAAAGAAAUGAAUAUGAACAUAACUCUAGAGGAUGUGAAGCUCUGCAAGCGUCUCGCCAAGCGCGGGUCUGCGGACAUGUUUGAGUUGCUGAGCAAGUCCCUGGCGCCCUCCAUACAUGGACAUGAUUACAUCAAGAAGGCUAUACUUUGUCUGCUGCUCGGCGGGAUGGAGAAGAUCUUGCCUAAUGGCACGCGACUUAGAGGUGACAUCAACAUCCUGCUGAUCGGCGACCCGUCCGUGGCCAAGUCUCAGCUGUUGCGCUACGUGUUGCAGACCGCGCCGCGGGCUAUCACUACCACGGGCCGAGGCUCUUCCGGCGUCGGUCUCACUGCCGCUGUUACUACAGACCCUGAGACUGGGGAUCGCAGAUUGGAGGCGGGCGCCAUGGUCCUGGCGGACCGCGGCGUGGUGUGCAUCGACGAGUUCGACAAGAUGUCGGACAUCGACCGCACGGCCAUCCACGAGGUCAUGGAGCAGGGCCGCGUCAGCAUCGCCAAGGCGGGCGUGCACGCCACGCUCAACGCGCGCUGCUCCGUACUGGCCGCCGCCAACCCCGUCUACGGCCGGUACGACCAAUACAAGACGCCGAUGGAGAACAUAGGGCUACAGGACUCUCUCCUCUCUCGUUUCGACCUGCUGUUCGUGAUGCUGGACAUCGCGGACGCUGACCACGACAACAUGAUCUCUGAGCACGUGCUCAGGAUGCACCGCUACAGGAACCCCAAGGAACAGGAUGGGGAGGUGUUACCUAUGGGCUCGACAGUUGAGAUGUUGUCCACUGAAAACCCGGAUAAUGACGAGGUUGAGGAAACAACCCAAUCGAUCUACGAGAAGUACGACCCGCUGCUGCACGGCAACACGCGCAGCAAGAAGGAGCAGUACCUGAGCACGAAGUUCAUGCGCAAGUACAUCCACAUCGCCCGCCUCAUGAAGCCCAAGCUCACGCAGGACGCGUCCGACACCAUCGCGGACGAGUACGCCCGCCUCCGGAACCAGGAUGUCAUGGACAGUGAUGUUGCUAGGACGCAGCCCGUGACAGCCCGUACGCUGGAGACCUUGAUCCGCCUGUCCACGGCCCACGCCAAGUGUCGGCUGAGCUUCCAGGUCACGCAGGACGACGCGCUCGCAGCCAUACAACUCGUGCAGUUCGCAUACUUUAAGAAGGUGUUAACCAAAGAAAAACGGCGCAAGCGACGCGCGUCGUCCGAAGAGGAAGGCGCCGCUGAAGAGCCAGAACAACCGCGCGCUAAGAAGUCCAGAAAAACGGACGCGGCCCCCGGCGAGGACCCGUACUCGUUCUCUUCAGACGAGGAGGCGGAGCCCGUGUUGCGGGCAGCGAGGCAGUCGCAGCCAGACCCGCCGCCCAGGACCACACGCUCCUCACAGAAGGCCAUCGAUGCCAAUAGGCUAACACAGUUCAAGUCAGCCCUCCAGCAGCUGUUCCGCGAGGAGCGCGCCAACUCCCUGCCCCUCUCCCGCGUGACGUCAUACGUCAACGACAAGUUCUCGCACGAGACCUUCGACGACGGAGAGAUACAGGCGGCGCUACACAAGAUGACGCAGGACAACCAGGUCAUGAUGGCUGAUGAUAUUGUGUUCCUGAUAUAGGCCUACUUAGCAACAAGCUUUUUUAGCGUGGUGCUUUAGCAGUAGGCUAUCGUCAGUCAACUUGCUUUGCUAUCUCCCGCGGUACCGCUCACUUAUCUCAGGAAGUUAAUAACAUGCGCGCACAGUAUACUGUAAAGUUCAUCACUCCUAGUUUCUACAGAAUGUUCAUUAUUGUCCUUUGAUAAUAUUUUCCAUCUCAUGUUAUAAGCAGUUACAUCAUCAACUUUUCUGCCUAUAUUAACACGAAACUGCCAUAAAAAUCAUCUAUACAUCACAAAUUGUCAAUGAUAUUACAAAAACAGUGUAUUUUUCGAUAAUUUACAAUAGAAAUAUAGAUAUAACUUACACUUAAGAUCUGAAUCAGCUUUUGAAUGAAGCUGUGCAUGUGAUAUGGACCUUAACGGCUUUAUAACAAUGUUGAUAGUUGAUCGUAAGACUUGUUUAUAAUACUUUAAUGUUAAGUUUAAUUCACUAUUGAGGAUAAAAAUGCAUGUUUCUUUUGGUAAUGCUCUUACUUGUGUUGCAAUCCAUGUAUUGAUUACAUAAAAAUCGUUGCUCCUGAUCCCGCCUAUUAAUAACACGUCUGUUUACUUGUUAAUGUUAAGUUUAAAUUGUUAAGUACAAAUAGUGGUUAAAUACAAAUAAUCAAGGUAAAUGUACAAUGGAAAUUGACAAUAAAAAUCUGAUUUACAA